Molecule: messenger RNA, 12253 nt
Organism: Centropristis striata (black sea bass)
Lineage: Eukaryota; Metazoa; Chordata; Actinopteri; Perciformes; Serranidae
Gene: dnah6
Product: dynein, axonemal, heavy chain 6
Exons: 81
Coding region: 34-12090 (4018 amino acids)
Biological process (GO): microtubule-based movement
Cellular component (GO): dynein complex
Molecular function (GO): minus-end-directed microtubule motor activity; ATP binding; ATP hydrolysis activity
Source: RefSeq, a predicted model, not a curated record
AACCACUGUCCCAGAGCUUGGAGGACACAUGCCAUGGCCUCUCCGACGGUCUCUCUGCCGGGCCUCCCUGGUCAAAUCAGGGAAAAUGAGUCCAGAGACCGGAAGCACAACCUCCCUGAAAUACAAAGCUCCACCAUCCAACCAAGGCCUCCAGUCCAUGUUCAAGACACACAGGCUGUGCUGAAGAGACGUGUAAAACGGAAAGAGCCCAGCCUCGACCACUUAAAAGCCCGUGAGCGGAUGUUUUUUCCAGGCUGGUACACCCAGCUGCCUUCAUCUCAACCAACACAGCAGCCACAAAAGCGGCGUGAAAAAUUGCCUGUCCACCUACCUCCUCUGAAAUCUACAACCAAGCUGCCCCAGAGUGCGAUGUCAACCCAAAGUCAAAAUAGGAAGUCCAGUGGGAAUAUGUAUUCCAUAACGAGCCAACGUAUUCCAGUAUUUAACUCUGAGGAGUUUGAGUUUGUGAGCCCUGAGCGCCAGGAAGUGGAGUAUAACUACCACUGCAAGCUGAUCCGGAUCCCCUUCUUUGCCCUCUUCAAAAAGUGGAAACCCUUUUAUGUCUGGCGCAGCAGAAUUCGUACGCACAAGAUUAAUUCAGCCAAGAAGUCCCUCAAAAAACGCUUGUUCAUUGUUAAUCAGUCUCUAGGUGGUGCACUGAUAGACAUCAAGAAAAUGUGUUACCAGAUCAGUGACACAGGCUUGUGUCACAUGGAGAAAAAACACACUUACACUCUGCAGGAGUUCCAGGAGAUCCAGUUCAAACACUUGCAAGAGGUGUUAAAUGACUUGGAGAAGUUUCAAGACCUGGCUAAGGAGGUAACAGUUUUUGGUUGUCACAACUACUGGACAGGUGUUGAACCCAAACCUCAAGAGUUAGAAAUACCAGAUAAGAUCAGUGCUUGUACACAGAUCGACAAGACUUUUCACAGUGGUCGCCUCAUCCGCUUCAUCCGUCUUGUUGAUUAUUUGAUCGUCAACACGUUACACGUCUUGGUGGCGAACACGGUGGCGAAACUACUGGCUGUGUUCCAGGAGCAGGUCCAUCUAACGCCCAGCCACGACGUUAUUCAGAGCUGGAGCCAAUGCUCCGAGGCCACCACUGUCCCUGCUGAAGAAGGCAUCGAUAAGAAGCCUCUGUUCAGCUCUGAGCUGAUGAUGGACACAAAUGCUUUGAGCUUCAAACCAUCUGAGGAGAGCUUUCAGGAGACUGUUGCCGAGAUCAUUGGGCUGUUUGAGAAAACUGCAAAGUCAGUUGGAGCUCUAACGGCAGAUCCUUAUUUUGAUCCAGUGACGAAGCGUGGAGACGAGGAGAGACUGGAAAGUACAUAUGAAGGUGGCCCCUGUUUAGAAUUCAUCAUGGACAAUGAUGUUCAUCUUCAAAGUACCAUCCAGGACAUAAAGGAAUCACUCCAGUUUGCCUUUGACGCAGCAAAAGUGUACUCGCACACAUUUGAGCCUUUUCGGCUGUUCUAUAAAGAGAACAAGAGUCUGGAUCUGGAUGCAAUGCAGCAACAGGAUCAUGAUUUGCCCUUUUUUGAAAAAGCACUGGAGUUGUACCACAGGGAGCAUAAGGAGGCCUUAGCCAUCCAACAGAAGAGACCUCUCGGCUUACUGCUUGUGGACAAAACACAGCUCAAGGAGAAGCUUGUGUCUUCUCCGCUCCGCUGUCUGGAGGUCAUCAACGCGAUGCUUGCCGAGCUGGCUAAGAGGAAGCUAGACGCUGUCAUUGCAGAAGCUUAUGAAGCUCAGUAUAAACUAGAGUUCAGUCCCUCCACCACAGCUGAGCUGGCCAGCUUCCUCACAUUCCUGGAUGAGAUACAGGAGAGGAUUACGGAGCUAGAAGUGGAGCAGGAGACAGUAUGUCAGAUGUACAAUCUGAUUAACAUGUACUCAGUUCCCAUUAUCCCUGAGGAUCUGGUUGUUUUCUCCACAUUGCAACCCGCCAUUAACUCGUUGCACAACAUCAUCGAUGAGGCAACAGCUGAGAGAGACUCCAGCAUGGAGAAGCUGUGCAGCUCCCUGCACAAGGACAUAAAGGAGCUGAACCGUGAGGUCAUAAACGUUAGGCUUAAAUCACAGGAUCCACAAAUCCUUGACAUCAAUGCAGAUUCCUCCCAAGUGCGUCUGCUGCUUGGGGGAAUCCAGAUUUCCUUAGACGAGCUGCAUGCCCAGGCCUCCACCUACACCUCCCACCAGAAGAAAUUCAAGGUGGAGGUCACCAAAUUUGACGCCCUAGAGGAGGUAACUGCAGAGUUUAAGCUGAAGCAGCUGCUGUGGGACUCUCUAGAAGAGUGGGACUCUUUAUCAGAGGGAUGGAAGCAGAGCACACUUGCACAACUGGACCUUGAGCAGUUCAGCUCACAGAUCACCAAAUACAACAAAUACGUCAACCAGCUGGAGAAGGGUCUGCCGCGUAACAAUGUGGUGCCAGUUCUUAAGGACAAGGUGGAAGUCAUGAGGCAGAGGCUGCCUGCAGUCACUGAUCUACGUAACCCAUGUAUGAAACCAGAGCACUGGAAGAGUCUGGAGUCUGUUGUGGGGACAUCUCUAAAUGUGGAUGAGCUAACUGUGGCUAAAUUGGAGGAGCUCAAUGUCUUCUCCUUUGGCAUGGAGAUACAAGAGGUGUCAGGACAGGCUUCAGGAGAGGCAUCAGUGGAGACCAUAAUUACAAAGGUGGAGGAGGUGUGGAAGACCACAGAGUUCACCGUGCUGUCUCAUGGGGACUCUAAAGGCGUCUUCAUCUUGGGAGGCACAGAUGAUAUCCAGGUGCUCCUGGAUGACGGCAUUAUCAAUGUGAACACGGUGGCAUCUUCUCGAUACGUUGCUCCCAUCAAGACAAAGGUGGACAAAUUGCUGAAACAGCUGACCCUCUUCAAUCAAACACUGGAUGAGUGGCUUAUGUGCCAGAGGAACUGGCUCUACCUAGAAAGCAUCUUCUUGGCCCCAGACAUCCAGAGGCAGCUGCCUGCUGAGUCCAAGAUGUUUCUUGAAGUGGACAAGUCCUGGAAGGAGAUAAUGGCGAAGGUCAAUAAGAUGCCCAAUGCCCUGAAAGCAGCCACACAGCCUGAUCUGUUGGAAACUUUUAAGCACAACAACGUUCGUUUGGAUGAGAUACAGAAAUGUCUGGAAGACUACCUGGAGUCCAAGAGAGUCAUCUUCCCCAGGUUCUACUUCUUAUCUAAUGAUGAGCUGCUAAAAAUCUUGGCCCAGACAAGAAACCCCCAGGCAGUGCAGCCCCACCUCAGGAAGUGUUUUGAUGCCAUUACACGGCUGGAGUUCGCUUUGCUGUCCGAACAAUCUUCUGGGGCCAAUACAGGAGCUGCGUCGGAUGCUGGCAAACGGGGGGCGGUCUAUAGCAAUGUCAUCCUGAACAUGGUUUCUCCUGAGGGAGAGAAGGUGGCUUUUACUAAAAGUCUGAAGGCACAAGGCAAUGUGGAAGAUUGGCUUUGUAAGGUGGAGGAGGCUAUGUUCUCCUCACUGCGACACCUCAGCAAGGCUGCCAUCGCUGACUACCAGCUGAAGUCUAGAGAGGAAUGGGUGGUGGCUGGACAUCCAUCACAGGUGGUGCUGACCAUCUCCCAGAUGAUGUGGUGCAGGGACAUGGAUGCCUGUCUGGAGGGAGACCACAACCACUUUGCUGCUCUGCAGGAAUUUGAACUCAUUAACUUUGAUAGGCUGAAUGCUCUGGCAGCCUUGGUACGAGGACAGCUGCCUGCUUUACACCGCAACAUCAUCACUGCCCUGAUCACUACCGACGUUCAUGCCAGAGACAUUGUCACAGAUUUGGUCCACCAAAAGGUGGACAGCAGGUCUAACUUUGAAUGGCAGAGACAGCUACGCUACUACUGGGAUCUGGACCUGGACAACUGUGUAGCCAAAAUGGCUCUCUCCACUUACAUUUAUGGCUACGAAUACCUGGGAGCGUGCCCUAGACUGGUUAUCACACCUCUCACGGACCGUUGCUAUUUGUGUCUGAUGGGAGCUCUGCAGUUGGACCUGGGAGGAGCUCCAGCUGGACCAGCAGGGACGGGCAAAACAGAGACCACCAAGGAUUUGGCUAAGGCCCUGGCCAUUCAGUGUGUGGUCUUCAACUGCUCUGAUGGACUUGACUACAAGAUGAUGGGGAAAUUCUUUAGUGGCCUUGCUCAGUCGGGUGCUUGGUGCUGUUUUGAUGAAUUUAACCGGAUCGACAUUGAAGUGUUAUCUGUCAUAGCUCAGCAGCUCAUAACCAUACGGAACGCCAAAUCUGAAAAGCUGUCAAGGUUUCAAUUUGAGGGCCGGGAGAUCAAGCUGGUGAUGACGUGUGCUGCCUUCAUCACCAUGAACCCAGGCUACGCUGGAAGAACAGAGCUACCUGACAACCUUAAAGCUCUCUUCAGGCCCAUAGCCAUGAUGGUGCCCAACUACGCUCUCAUUGCUGAGGUGAUUUUGUACUCCGAAGGAUUCGUGUCCAGUAAGACCCUAGCAAGGAAAAUGACCCAGAUGUACAAGCUUUGCUCGGAGCAGCUGUCCCAGCAGGACCACUAUGACUUUGGCAUGAGAGCCGUCAAGUCUGUCCUGGUCAUGGCGGGGUCUCUAAAGAGAGAAAACCCCCACCUCAGUGAGGAUGUGGUUCUUAUCAGAGCCCUGAGGGACUCCAACCUGCCAAAGUUCCUCACUGAUGAUGUUGUGCUGUUUGGUGGUAUCCUGUCUGACCUCUUCCCUGGUGUGAGUAUUCCUGAGCAUGACUACGGUGUGCUGCACACCACCAUCCAGGACUCUCUGGUGAAGCGAAACCUACAACCACUGGAAAGCAUGACCAAAAAGGUGAUCCAACUGUACGAGACCAUGUUAGUGCGUCAUGGUGUUAUGUUAGUGGGGCCUACUGGUGGAGGUAAGACCACCGUCUACAGCAUCCUGGCAGACACACUGGAGUCCCUCCAUCGCACAGGCCACUCUGCAAACAACCCCUUCUAUCAGCUUGUCAGGACCUAUAUUCUCAACCCCAAGUCUGUCACAAUGGGAGAGCUCUACGGAGAGGUUAACACAUUAACACUGGAGUGGCGUGACGGACUGAUGGCGCUGAGCGUCCGUGAUGCGGUCAACGACACCACUGACGACCACAAAUGGGUGAUCUGUGACGGGCCAGUUGACGCCCUGUGGAUUGAGAACAUGAACACGGUGCUGGAUGACAACAAGAUGCUCUGCCUGGCUAACAGCGAGCGAAUCAAGCUCACUUCAUCCAUACACAUGGUGUUUGAGGUCCAGGAUUUGGCUGUAGCCUCUCCAGCCACAGUCAGUCGCUGUGGGAUGGUAUAUAUUGACCCAGAUGAGCUCAAGUGGAUGCCAUACGUACAGACAUGGAUCAGUGGUCUAGGAGCCAAGCUCCCGGACCCAGUGCGAACAUACCUAUUGGAGCUGUUUGAGCAGUAUGUGGAGCAGGGUCUUCAGUUUGUGGUGAAGAAUUGUACCCAGGCUAUUCGACAGGUGGACAUCAGUAAAGUCACCACUCUGUGCUGCCUGCUGGAGGCACUGCUGCUGGGCAACGGAGGGCCAGACCUUCAAAUGGAUUCCAAGCAUCUCAACAGUAUAUUAUGUCAGACCUUCAUAUUUUGCUACCUGUGGGCAGUAGGCGGAAACCUGACCAGUUCUCACUGGGACGCUUUUGACACCUUCAUCAGAGAGCAGUUUGAAGACAACAACAAUGCUAAGCUCCCGAAGCACGGCACCCUGUGGAGUGUGUACAUGAACUUUAACCACAAGCGUCUGGAGCCGUGGGAGAAGAUUAUCCCUUCAUUUAAAUACAACAGGGAGCAGCCCUUUUUUGAGAUGCUGGUCCCCACCACAGACACCGUCCGCUAUGGCUACCUGAUGGAGAAACUGCUCUCUGUGCAACGGUCUGUACUCUUCACUGGAGGCACUGGAGUAGGGAAGUCAGUGGUUGCUCGAGGUCUUCUUAACAGCAUCCAGGAAAAGGCCGGAUACCUCCCAGUCUACAUCAACUUCUCAGCUCAGACCUCCUCCGCCCGCACACAGGAAAUCAUCGAGUCCAAACUGGAGAAAAAGAGGAAAAACAUGAUGGGAGCUCCUGGUAACAAGAAGUUAGUGGUCUUUGUGGAUGACCUGAAUAUGCCUAAACUGGACAGUUAUGGAUCUCAGCCCCCGAUAGAACUCCUGCGUCAGUUCCAGGACUUUUCUGGCUUCUAUGAUAGAAACAAGUUCUUCUGGAAGGAAAUCCAGAAAAUGACCAUUGCUGCAGCCUGUGCUCCUCCAGGAGGGGGGCGUAAUCCGGUGACUCCCCGAUUCAUCCGCCACUUCAGCAUGCUGUGUCUUCCCACACCCUCAGAACACAGCCUCAAGCAGAUCUUCAAAGCCAUCCUGAGUGGUUUCCUCACAGAGUUUUCCCAGGCGGUGAAGGACUGUGCCACUCAGAUUGUAGAUGCAGCUGUGGAGAUUUAUAACCGCUUGAGUGUAGAUCUGCUGCCCACUCCAGCUAAGUCCCACUAUGUCUUCAAUCUCCGGGACCUCUCCAAGUGCGUCCAAGGUAUACUGCAGUGUGAGCCGAGUCAAGUGAGAGACAAGAACCAGAUCUUCCGUCUCUUCUGCCAUGAGUGUCAGCGAGUGUUCCACGAUCGACUCAUUAACAACCAAGAUAAGACUUAUUUCAACACCAUCGUCUCUGAGAUGGCCAGCAAAUAUUUUAGCAUUAGCUUGGAGCCCUCAUACUUUGUAACUCAGCCCAUUAUAUUUGGGGAUUUCAUCAAAGUGGGUGCAGAGAAAGAAGAUCGACUGUAUGAGGAUCUGACAGACAUGAGUAAGAUUCAGGCUGUGCUCCAGGACUACCUUGAUGAUUACAACAUGACCUUCUCCAAGGAGACCAAGCUGGUUUUCUUCCAGGAUGCCGUUGAGCAUGUCUCAAGGAUAUCCCGUAUGAUUCGCCAGGAGAGAGGCAAUGCCCUGCUAGUGGGGGUGGGAGGGACAGGCAAGCAGUCACUCACUCGGUUGGCGUCCCACAUGUGUGGGUACCGCUGCUUUGAGAUUGAACUGAGCCGAGGCUACAACUAUGACAGCUUCCAUGAAGACUUGAGGAGGCUCUGCAAGAUGGCUGGAGUGGAAGGAAAAGAUAUGGUGUUCCUCUUUACGGAUACUCAGAUUGUGGUGGAGGAGUUUCUGGAGGAUAUCAACAACAUGCUGAACUCUGGCGAGGUGCCCAACCUGUUUGAGAAAGAUGAGCUGGAACAAGUACUUGCUGCAACCAGGCCUAAAGCCAAAGAGGCUGGAAUCAGUGAGGAGAACAGGGAUGAGGUGUUCCAAUAUUUCAUCACUCAUGUACGGGAGAAGCUUCACAUCGUGUUGUGUAUGAGUCCCGUUGGUGAUGCCUUCAGGUCCCGCUGUCGUAUGUUUCCUUCACUGGUUAACUGCUGCACCAUCGACUGGUUUGUGCAGUGGCCUCGUGAAGCUCUGCUCUCCGUGUCUCAGGCCUUUUUCCAGAAUGUGGACUUCGGCAGCGAGGAGCUGAAGCAGAACUUCUCAGCCAUGUGUGUGGAGAUACAUGUUAGCGUCACUGACAUGGCGGAGCGAUUCUACUCAGAGCUGAGACGUCGAUACUACACCACGCCGACCUCCUACCUGGAGCUCAUCAACCUCUAUCUGUCCAUGCUGGAGGACAAGAGGCACCAGUUAGUGCUAGCCAGGGAUCGUGUGAAGAACGGUCUGGGUAAACUACUGGAAACAAAUGACCUUGUGGACAAAAUGAAAGUGGAUCUGUCUGCUCUGGAGCCAGUCCUGAAACAAAAAUCCAUUGAUGUUGAUGCCCUCAUGGAGAAACUGGCUGUCGACCAGGAGAGCGCUGACGAGGUGCGUAAAGUUGUGGCAGAGGACGAGGCUCUGGCCAAAGUCAAAGCAGAAGAAACCCAGGCCAUAGCAGAUGAUGCCCAGAGGGACCUGGAUGAGGCUCUGCCCGCCCUGGAGGGAGCCAAUCAGGCUCUUAAUUCUCUGGACAAGGCAGAUAUCUCUGAGAUCAAAGUGUUCAGCAAACCUCCAGACCUCGUCAUGACCGUCAUGGAGGCUGUCUGCAUCCUGCUCAGCUGCAAACCAGACUGGCCUGGCGCCAAGCAAGUACUGGGAGAUGCCAAUUUCCUGAGGCGUCUGAUGGACUAUGACAAGGACAAUAUCAGACCUCAGAUCCUGCAGAAGCUGCAAAAAUACAUCAACAACCCUGAUUUUAUUCCUGAGAAGGUGGAGAAGGUAUCCAAAGCCUGCAAAUCAAUGUGCAUGUGGGUCAGAGCGAUGGAUCUUUACUCCAGAGUCCUUAAAGAAGUCGGCCCCAAGAGAGAAAAACUGGCCAAGGCGCAGGGAGAGCUGGAUAUAACUAUGGAAACUCUGAGGGAAAAGCAAGAAAAGCUCCAGGAGGUGGAGAACCAGAUCAAGGUCCUACAGGACCAGUUUGACAGCAGCGUAAAUGAGAAGGAGGAAUUGGUGAACACCAUGGCUCUGACGCAGGCUCGGCUGACAAGGGCAGGGAAGCUAACCUCCGCUCUAGGCGAUGAGCAAGUGCGCUGGGAAGAAAGUGUUGCCUUGUUUGAGCAAGAGAUCAUCAACGUCGUGGGGAAUGUCUUCAUUGCAGCUGCCUGUGUGGCCUACUAUGGAGCGUUCACCUCCCACUAUAGACAGCUGCUAAUUGACCAGUGGAUAAUCCAGUGCCAGGAACUGAACAUUCCCAUCAGUUCGAGCUUCAGCCUGAUCAACAUUCUGGGUGACCCGUUUGUCAUCCGCCAGUGGAACGCAGAGGGUCUUCCUCGGGACACCGUCUCCACGGAGAACGGCAUCCUGGUGACGGAGGGCCGCCGCUGGCCCCUUAUGAUCGACCCUCAGGAUCAGGCUAACCGGUGGAUUCGCACCAAAGAGGCCAAGCACGGUCUAAAGGUGAUCAAGCUGACAGACCCCAGCUUUCUCCGCACCCUAGAGAACGCCAUAUGCAUGGGCAUGCCUGUACUGCUGGAGGAGUUAAAGGAGACCCUCGACCCGGCUCUGGAGCCCAUCCUGCUGAAGCAGACAUUUGUUGCUGGUGGACGGACAUUGAUCCGACUCGGAGACUCUGAUAUUGACUAUGACAAAAACUUCAGGUUCUACAUGACCACCAAGAUGGCCAACCCACACUACUUACCAGAGGUAUGCAUCAAAGUUACAAUUAUCAACUUCACCGUGACCCAGUCUGGCCUGGAGGACCAACUGCUCAGUGACGUGGUGCGCCUGGAGAGUCCACAUCUUGAGGAACAGAGGAAUGAGCUGAUUGUGCGCAUCAACGCCGACCGCAACCAGCUAAAAGACAUCGAAGACCGCAUCCUUAAGCUUCUUUUCACCUCUGAGGGGAAUAUACUUGACAAUGAGGAGCUAGUUCAGACUCUUCAGGAGUCAAAGGUGACAUCAGAGACCAUAAAGCAUCGUCUGGAGGAGGCCGAGGCCACUGAGCUGAUGAUCAACUCUGCCAGGGAGCGUUACCGACCCGUUGCCACCCGAGGCUCAGUCCUGUACUUUGUCAUCGCCAGCCUCUCUGAGAUCGAUCCAAUGUACCAGUUCUCCCUCAAGUACUUUAAACAGCUUUUUAACUCCACCAUUGAGACGUCAGAGAAGAGCAGCGUGUUAGAAGAGCGUCUCCAGAUCCUGCUGGACCAGAUCUUGCUCAACUCCUACACCAAUGUGUCCCGCGGCCUCUUUGAGCAGCACAAGCUCAUCUACAGCUUCAUGUUGUGUGUCGAGAUCAUGAGGGAGCGUGGCGAGAUCUCCGAUGCCGAGUGGCAGCACUUCCUAAAAGGAUCUGGCACACUGGAAAAGGACUAUGCAGAGCGGCCAGAUGUGCCAUGGCUAAGUGAGUUUUACUGGCAGACGUGUUGUGAGCUGGGGGACACACUGGCCUGCUUCAAGGACAUCUCCAAGGAAAUCACCAAAACACAAAUCCACAUCAAGCUAGGACGUUUUCAAGCAUCUAUUAAUCCAGAGACCUGGGAAGACUAUGUGUCAGAGUUGCCUCCUCUUGGGGAGUCUGGAGAGGUGAAGCAGGAGAGCGGGAUCAGAGGCUACUGGAAUGAGAGGUUGGGGGCCUUCCAGAAGCUCAUCCUUAUCAAGAGCUUCUUAGAAGAAAAGGUGGUGUUUGCAGCAACAGAGUUUGUAAUUGUCAGCCUGGGGAAACAGUUUGUGGAGAACCCUCCAGUAGACCUGGCCAACCUCUACAAUGAUAUGUCACCUUCCACACCACUGGUCUUUAUUCUCAGCACCGGAUCUGACCCCAUGGGUGCCUUCCAGCGCUUUGCAAAAGAAAGAGGUUGUCUUGACAGGGUUGAAUCCAUCUCAUUGGGUCAAGGCCAGGGGCCGAUAGCAGAGAAGAUGAUCCGUGCAGCACUGAAGAGUGGCAAGUGGGUCUUUCUGCAGAACUGUCACCUAGCCGUGUCCUGGAUGUUAGCCAUGGAGGAGCUCAUCAAGACCUUCACUGAGCCAGACACAUCAAUCCACGAGAACUUCCGUUUGUUUCUCAGUUCUAUGCCCACCAAAGUGUUUCCUGUUACGGUGCUUCAGAACUCCGUCAAGGUGACCAACGAGCCUCCUAAAGGUUUGCGAGCCAACAUGCGACGGGCCUUCACAGAGAUCUCCAGCAACUUCUUUGAAGACCAUGUUCUGGGACGCCAGUGGAGGAAGAUCAUCUUUGGAAUCUGCUUUUUCCAUGCAAUCAUCCAGGAGCGAAAGAAGUUUGGUCCUCUGGGCUGGAACAUCCGCUAUGAGUUUAACGACAGUGACAGGGAGUGUGCUCUGCUCAACCUCAACCUCUACUGCAAAGAGGGCUCCAUCCCUUGGGACGCUCUCAUCUACAUCACUGGUGAGAUCACAUACGGGGGCAGAGUGACGGAUGCCUGGGAUCAACGUUGCCUCAGGACAAUCCUCAAAGGCUUCUUCUCUCCUAAAACCCUGGAGGCUGCCUACACCUUCUCCUCUUCAGGUAUCUACUAUGCUCCAGAGACAGAUGAACUAGAGCAAUAUAAGAAAUAUAUUGAGGGCCUUCCGAUCAUUGAUGAUCCUGAGGUUUUUGGCAUGCAUGAGAAUGCUAACCUGGCCUUCCAGCGGCAGGAAACCAUGACUCUAAUCAGCACCAUACUGGAUGUAAAUCCUCGCUCAUCAGCCUGCCAUGGAGCUAAAAGUAACGAUGACAUCGUCUGCGAGCUCGCUGAAUCCAUCUUAGCCAAGCUUCCUGAGCGUCUGGACAUGGACGAAGCGGCGGAAACUCUGUUUGUCCAGGACGAUAACGGUCGCCUCAACUCCUUGACAACGGUUUUGGGCCAAGAGACGGACCGCUUCAACAACCUGCUGAGAGUGCUAAAGAUGUCUCUCGUCACUCUGCAGAAGGCCAUAGCAGGUCUGGUGGUGAUGUCAGAGGAAAUGGACCGCAUAUACACCAGCUUCCUGAUAAACCAGGUCCCCACACACUGGGCAAACUCUGCCUACCCUUCCCUCAAACCCCUGGCCUCCUGGGUCAGAGACCUGACCCUAAGGACCUCAUUUAUCCAGACGUGGAUCACAUGUGGUCAGCCCAAAUCUUUCUGGAUCUCAGGAUUCUUCUUCCCCCAAGGCUUUCUUACUGGGGUUCUUCAGAAUCAUGCCAGGCACUACAAUCUGCCCAUUGAUGAGCUCAACUUCCGCUUCAACAUGGUGCCGGUGUACAGAGACCAGAUAGCAGUCUGUGAGGCGCUACGCUCUCUACCUGACAACGCCACACUCCACGUGGAUGAUGAGUUACCAGAGCCGGAGGACGGCGUGCUAGUGCACGGCAUGUUCAUGGACUCUAGUCGCUGGGACGAUGACAACAUGGUGAUUGAGGACGCUUUACCUCGAGUGAUGAACGCCAUGCUGCCCGUGGUGCACUUUGAGCCGCAGCAGAACUACGUGCCUGAGCCGGGUCUCUACCAUGCUCCUCUGUACAAGACCUCAGCCAGGGCUGGGACGCUGUCCACCACAGGCCACUCCACUAAUUUUGUUGUGACAGUAAUGAUUCCCUCCAAUCGGCCCAGCGACUAUUGGAUAUCAAAAGCCUCCGCUCUCCUGUGUCAGCUGGAUGAUUAACUUUUCAUUCAAGAGCAAAAAGGAAUUUUAGAUGUGGCUGAAAUAUAUACCUCCAUGCACAACUUUGAAUCAACGUUGAAGCUUUUGUGGAAUUAUUUAUGAGGAUUUUGUACAGGCAUGAUUUAUGCUGAAAGUGCACUUAUAAUAAACACCCUGACUGAUC